Messenger RNA from Sander lucioperca (pikeperch), 3555 nucleotides. RefSeq names its product BAR/IMD domain containing adaptor protein 2 like 1a (gene baiap2l1a). The transcript has 14 exons. Gene Ontology annotation, molecular function: protein binding. NCBI's taxonomy places the organism in Eukaryota, Metazoa, Chordata, Actinopteri, Perciformes, Percidae. Gene Ontology annotation, cellular component: cytosol; nucleoplasm. Gene Ontology annotation, biological process: positive regulation of actin filament polymerization; actin crosslink formation; plasma membrane organization. The record is from RefSeq and is a predicted model, not a curated record. The coding region runs from base 251 to 1696 and encodes 481 amino acids.
CCAGUCAGCCAGUCAGUCAGCCAGUCAGUCAGCCAGUGCGUCCGCCGCCCACUGCUGAGCGUCUCUCUGCCUACAUGCACGGACUCAGGGUGCAGACAAGGAGCAGAACCGACUGUGGGAUUUAUUAUACGGAGUGAGUUAACACCUGGAUUACGAAACCAUUUUUAUUUUUCCUAUUUUUUGUCGUUUUUUAUUUUUUUAUUUUUUUUAUUUUUUUCCGACUUCUGGGCUUGAGAAACAACCUGCCAUCAUGUCUCGGGCUCCAGAAGAUGUUAGCAAGCUUACUGAAAGUACAUACAAGAAUGUGAUGGAGCAGUUCAACCCAGGCCUGAGGAACCUGGUCAACCUCGGGAAGAGCUAUGAGAAAUCAGUCACAGCGAUGACUCUUGCUGGGAAGGCCUAUUUUGAAGCGGUCUCAAAGGUCGGAGAGAAUGCGAUCGUGUCUCCAGUCUCCAGAGAGCUUGGUGUGGUUUUGAUGGAGAUCUCAGAGGCCCACAGGAAGGUCUACAAUGAACUGGAAGAGAAUUUCAAGAGGUUCCACAGGGAGAUUAUUAUCGAGCUGGAGAAGAAGACGGAGAUGGAUGUUAAAUACAUGAAUGCCACCUUCAAGCGCUAUCAGUCAGAGCACAAGCUGAAGCUGGACUCCCUGGAGCGCUCUCAGACAGACCUGAAGAAGCUCAAGAGGAAAAGCCAGGGAAAGCACUCAUCCAAGUAUGAGAUCAAAGAGAACGAGUAUUUGGAGAGCAUCUCGUCGCGCCAGGUGGACAUGCAGAAGUUCAUCGCUGAUGGCUGCAAAGAGGCCUUACUGGAAGAAAAGAGACGCUUCUGUUUCCUGGCGGACAAACACUGCAUGUUCUCCUAUCAAACUAGCAACUUCCAUGAGAAGGCCAAAGAGAUGCUGGCCAUGAAGCUCCCCAGCUGGCAGGAAAAGUGCAGCGACAUCACCAAGGUGCCGGACACAGUGACGACCAUGAUAGAGGAGCUGACCACCACUCCAAAACAAUCGCCGCUGGUUGAACGCUACAACAGGAACAACGUGGAGUCAGGGACGCCUCCUCCAGCACCGCCACUGAAAGCACAGACCAGUCCGCUAGCCAACAUGUUUGACCCAGAACCCAGGUUUUCGCUAACCCCCACUUCAGACAACAACUCAGACCAGGGCAGUCUUGGAGAGGUCAGUCUGUCACAGUCGACAUCCCAGUCGUCCGGUCUCAAUGUGGGCAGGAAGCCCCGAGUUAGAACCAUCUUUCCCCACACGGCGGGCAACAACCACACACUGCUUAGCUUCGACGACGGCGACAUCAUCACGCUGCUUAUCCAAGAAGAGAAGGACGGCUGGCUGUACGGAGAGCUGGAGAAGACACAGCAGCGGGGCUGGUUUCCCUCAUCUUACUGCAGACCUUAUACUGAGCCAAUGAUAUCAAAUAGCAGCAAUCUUGGCACACCGGUGCGUAGACUGAGUGUGGCCAGUCUGCCAGAGCAGGAUGAAGAGGAGCCGGUGUUGCUGCCGCCACCAGACUAUAGUGACUACGCCCCCUCUAGUCCAGUGGUCCCCUCGACGCCCUCGCCACAGAACACGCAGGUUUCUUUAGUCAAUGGGACUGCAAAAGCUCCCUUUCUAGGAGGAGGGAAUCCGUUUGCAACAGUCAAGCUGAGACCAACGGUCACGAAUGACAGAUCAGCACCAAUCGUCUAACAAAGGAGGAGGAUUUUCACCGCCGUCAUGCCUUCAGGGGACUCAUGCAACAUGGGGCUCCUGCGACACACUGAAUAUCACCCCAACCUGACAUCUCACCAGCCUGCAUGCUAGUCUCUCUCAUUGCCAGUCUGCUCUGUUAAAGGGAUCCAUUUCCGUUUCUUGGCACAAGUGUGUUUGACUGUGCCAGUGUGUAUUUUACAUUAGCCACAACAGGGAAGCAUUGCAUAAUCAGCACAUGGAGAAGCAGGAAUUCUGAAAAGUUUUGUAGUACAAAGAAAAUAUUUUGUGUUGAAGUUAUUAUUCACCCCAAAAUGACUGAAACUUUGUCUAAUUACCAACUCACUGAAAGUUGUAAUAAAAUUGACUAAGACAUUAUGUUUCCUGUUGCUGCUUCACAAUAAAAGCCACCCUGUGUUGCAGUUGAAAUCUUUUAAAUGUAAAGUAGUGGCACUUUGCACUUGUUUUAACCUAAAAAGCUCUGAUAUCAAUGAGAUACAAUUGCACUGGGUACAUGCAUGCAUCGUUUCCUGUAAAUCCCUGGCAUAGGUAGGCAAUAGGUAUAAAGCACAGCAAUGGCAGACUCCGUCACCACUGAUAAAACCUACUCCAGUAUAUAGAGUGAUUGAUUUCAUGAAAAUCUUAAGUAUUAUAACUUUAAACUUCAGGACAUAAUUAAAACCAGCAAACACUUUUGUCUCAGCCUUCUCCUAAAGUACUGAAAGGAACUAGUUCUAGCUAAUUCAAAAUGCAAGUGUAAAAACCAAAACCAGUUUACUUUUCUUCAACUUUCCAGUUUCUCCAAAUUUCUCAGACAUUUAAGGGACAUUGUAUGCUUUUAUUUGAAGAUGUAAACUGCCUUUAGCAUUGUAAUAGGAGGCUGAGAUAAAGCUAUUGGGGUGUAUUGUAUGUCUGUUGGUCCCACAAAUACCAAUACAGUUUCUACUGACAUGCAAACAAGGAGAUAAAACCUGAAUCUUCAUUUUGGGGUGAAAUGUCCAUUUAAGAUGCAAAAGAGAUGCUUUGACAGUGUCAUAGGGUCUUUUCAGGCUUGUUUGUUCUGCAGUCGGUGCAGUGUUCUAAUACAGAAUGAUGAGAUCCGUGUUGAUAGUGAAGAUGACAAAGAAGACCAGCACUGAGGCUGUUUACCUGACUUGCAAAAAAAAUGUGUUAUUUCUGUUUUUAUUAUUAUUCAUUUUGUCUUUCUUUUAUUAAGAGGAAUUAUGAUAUAUAAAGGUUGUGAGAAUGAAGGGAGAGUGAUGUGUUGGGGAAAAAAGUUUGUCGCAAAACAGUAUGUCACUGUUUAUAAUAGGAAGGCUAUUUAUAUACACUUAAGUUUGUAUGAGAUAUUUAAAAAAUAUAUAUAUGUGUACAGAAGUCCACUCUGUGAAGGUGCCUGUUUGAAUAUGAUAGCCACCGUGCUUAUGAUCCCAAGCUGAUUUUGAUUUGACUGCUGGUAGUUAUUUUAAAUGGGCAGAAUUAGCUUUUGCUGAAGGGAAUAUUUUCACUCCUUAUGGUUUCACUGUUGUUUAAUGUAGAUUGUGUGUACAAUGCACAGUUUAUACAAAUUGUACAUUACUGGUAGACACUUGCAUUGUAUGUAUAAAGUGGGUCAUUGUUUGAAAUAAGUAUUAACCGUUUUGUGAGGAAAAUGACUUUUUUGCCAUGAAUUUGCUUUAGAGAAUGUUAAUGAUUGAUGAGGAACUGACUGCUGAAACAGUUUAUUGAUCCUCAUAGACCCACUUAUGUGUGUAUAAGUGAAUCCAUCAUAGUUAUUGACACAUGCUUUCUUCAGAGUACCUUGCCACUGUGUUGACCAAUGUAGUCUUUUUUUCUCAAUAAAACAAGGUAAAGUAAAA